Messenger RNA from Notolabrus celidotus (New Zealand spotty), 3437 nucleotides. It is a transcript of the gene ampd2b, whose product is annotated as adenosine monophosphate deaminase 2b. Gene Ontology annotation, molecular function: AMP deaminase activity. The record is from RefSeq and is a predicted model, not a curated record. Lineage: Eukaryota; Metazoa; Chordata; Actinopteri; Labriformes; Labridae. Gene Ontology annotation, biological process: AMP metabolic process; IMP salvage. Bases 478 to 2979 code for a protein of 833 amino acids. The transcript has 18 exons. Gene Ontology annotation, cellular component: cytosol.
UUUAGUCUCUGCGGCACCUUACAAGCUGAGCCGCUUCAGUGUGUGUGUCAGUAUGUUUGUGUGUGUUCAUGCGUCGCAGGGGGCAGGCUUUGCCUCUCCAUCACGCUUCCCAACCCCUCACCCUCUUUGCCCGAGUCCCCAGCUUCUUCUCCCAGCGCUGCAGCUCAUGCACACGGGGUUCUUCCGGAGGUGGGCGGGACCUGUUUCGCUGCAGAGGGAUGCUCCGCAGCUCCACGCUGGACCAACCGCUGUGGAAAUCCCUGCAGUCAGGCACGUAGCAGUAGCUUACACACUGACAAUCACAAGCGUGCGCAGACUGCAAUCAAGCACCCUCAAGCUCCCAGCAUCUGUGCUACAUUUCUGCUCUCUUUCCUCUGCUCCUCCUCCUCCUCGUGUGGCUCUCCGUCCUCCGCAGCUCUGACUCACUCAGUGCUUAUUUUUCCAUCCACACUAAGCCGAACCACACAACCUGGAAUCAUGUCCUCCAACCUGCCCCCCGGGACUGCAGCUGGGGCCAAAAGCAAGCCGUUGUCCCCAUUCAGGAAGCGGGGCAGCCUGCAGUACACGGCCAGCACAGUUGAUCUCCGCGGUGCACGCCACCUCCUCACUACCCAGCAUUCCUUGCCUGGGAUCCCUGUGGCCUUGAAACAAUCCAUUGACCUACGUACAUCCAUGGAUGGGAAGUACAAGGAGAUUGCUGAAGAGCUGUUCUCUCGCACGCUGGCGGAGAGUGAGAUGCGCAGCGCCCCAUAUGAAUUUCCUGAGGACAGCCCAAUCGAACAACUGGAGGAGAGGCGUCAACGCCUCGAGCGACAGAUCAGCCAGGAUGUCAAUCUCUCUGUGCUCAGGUUUGAACCCGACAUCCUCCUCCGAGCCAAACAGGAGUUCAUGAAGACUGACAGUGCUACAGAUCUGGAAUACAUGAAGGAACAGAGCGAAGCUCCGGACUUUCAGGAGAGAGAGCUGGUUCCAGAGAGAGAGUACCAGAGGGUCUCAAUAUCUGGAGAGGAGAAAUGUGGGGUUCCCUUCACAGAUCUGUUGGAUGCUGCUAAAUGUGUGGUGAAGGCUCUAUUCAUCAGACAGAAGUAUAUGGGUCUGUCACUGCAGAGUUUCUGCAGAACUACCGCUCGAUAUCUGCAAGAUCUGAGUGAGAGACCUCUGGACCUGGAAGUCUAUGAAGAGGAGGACGAGAUCCCAGAGACCACAGCUGCUGAUGCCACAGAGCACCCACCUGUUUCUGAAACGCACCCAUAUGAGAACCAGGACCCUUCCAGCAUGCCCCCCGACAUGGGUUACGGCUGCAAGAUGGUAGAUGGUGUCAUGCAUGUGUACACGACAAGGAACAUUAUGGAGAAGAGCACAGAGUUGGAGCUGCCGUAUCCAGAUCUGCAGGAGUAUAUUGCUGAUAUGAACGUCAUGAUGGCUCUCAUUAUCAAUGGACCAGUAAAGUCCUUCUGCUACCGACGUUUGCAGUAUCUUAGCUCAAAGUUCCAGAUGCACAUCCUGCUGAAUGAGAUGAAAGAGCUGGCGGCACAGAAAAAAGUCCCACAUCGCGACUUUUACAAUAUCCGUAAGGUUGACACACACAUACAUGCCUCUUCCUGUAUGAACCAGAAGCACCUGCUGCGAUUUAUAAAGAGGGCCAUGAAGAAGUAUCCUAAAGAGAUAGUUCAUGUGGAAAGAGGAAAGGGUCAGACGCUCAUGGAAGUGUUCGAGAGCAUGAAUCUGACAGCCUUUGACCUGAGUGUGGACACUCUGGACAUGCAUGCAGACCGAAACACUUUUCAUCGCUUUGACAAGUUCAAUGCCAAAUACAAUCCCAUCGGAGAGUCCAUCCUGAGAGAGAUCUUCAUCAAAACAGACAACCACAUCGAGGGAAAAUACUUUGGUCACAUUAUUAAGGAAGUGAUGGCUGACCUGGAGGAGAGUAAGUACCAGAACGUUGAGCUCAGACUGUCCAUCUACGGCCGCUCCAGAGAUGAGUGGGACAAACUGGCCAAGUGGGCUGUCAAACAUCACGUCUACUCCACUAAUGUGCGCUGGCUGGUGCAAGUGCCUCGACUAUUUGACGUCUACCACACAAAGAAACAGCUGUCCAACUUCCAAGAGAUGCUGGAGAAUGUUUUCAUGCCUCUGUUCGAGGUCACAGUCGACCCCAGCAGCCACCCAGAGCUUCACCUCUUCCUCCAGCAUGUUGUGGGUUUCGACAGUGUGGAUGACGAGUCAAAACCAGAGCAACAUAUCUUUAAUUUGGACAGUCCGCUGCCGGUGAACUGGACAGAGGAGGACAACCCGCCCUAUUCAUACUACCUCUACUACAUGUAUGCAAACAUGACGGUGCUGAAUCACCUGCGUAGGCAGCGAGGGUUUCCCACGCUCGUCCUGCGUCCUCACUGUGGGGAGGCGGGUCCAAUCCAUCACCUGGUGUCUGGUUUCAUGCUGUCAGAGAACAUCUCUCAUGGCCUGCUGCUCAGAAAGGCUCCUGUGUUGCAGUAUUUGUACUACCUGGCUCAGAUCGGUAUCGCCAUGUCACCUCUCAGCAAUAACAGCCUGUUCCUCAGCUACCACCGUAACCCUCUGCCAGAGUACCUGUCCAGAGGCCUCAUGGUCUCUCUGUCCACAGAUGACCCUUUGCAGUUUCACUUCACUAAGGAGCCGUUGAUGGAGGAGUACAGCAUUGCUGCUCAGGUGUGGAAACUCAGCUCCUGUGACAUGUGUGAGCUGGCCAGAAACAGUGUGCUGAUGAGCGGAUUCUCUCAUAAGGUUAAGAGCUCCUGGCUUGGCUCAUUUUACGUCGAGGAGGGUCAAGAGAGUAACGACAUCAGACGCACAAACGUUCCUGACAUCCGUGUGGCGUACCGUUAUGAGACCAUGUGUGAGGAGUUGAAUUUGAUCACACAGGCCAUCCGCACAGAUGAGUUGGAGACCACUGAGGAGGAGGGGAGUCUGUGUAUGGGAACUGUGCAGGGAGAGAAGUGAAAAUGCUCUGACACACUACAGUACAUUCUCUGUUUGCACAUUGGACUUUGUACAGAUUUUCAAAUCAACAUAUCACAGCUGUGAGGAGAGGGAAGCUUUGUUACGAGAUGAUUAUGAGAGUUGGUAAUGUGGCGGUAUGAGAGAGGACCUACAAUCUGUGUACCUAAAGUGUUUACUUCCUCUAGUCACGCUUAGUCAUUCUGUGUUUCAUUUGUCAUGGUGAUUUCACAAUGUGUCUUGGUCUAUUUAUUUUAAAGUAUUAUAUUUUUAUGCCUCAUGACUACAUUUUGUCAGAGUUUCUGUCCAAAAACUGCAUAUCCUGUACCAAGCUCUAACCAGCACAGAGAUCCAAGAUUAGACACAUCAAUAAAACGUAUCAAUGGAUCAAACACUUACCGAUGACAGGAAGAAAAAUGAUCUGGAACUAUUUCAAAAUAAAUAACCUUGAAGUACCUACA